AUGCUGUGUGGACUCGGCCGGGACAGCCCUGCGGAGGCAGAUGAUGGGCCUUACUCAAAAGGGGGAAAGGACGCAGUGGGGCCUGAUGGGACCCUGGUGUGCCGCCGACAGAGCAUUCCAGAGGAGUUCCGGGGCAUCACCAUGGUGGAGCUGAUCAAGCGUGAGGGCAGCACUCUGGGCCUGACUAUCUCGGGAGGAACUGACAAGGACGGGAAGCCCAGAGUCUCCAAUCUGAGACCUGGGGGCCUGGCAGCCAGGAGUGAUCUACUGAAUGUAGGCGACUACAUCCGCUCAGUGAAUGGGAUCCAUCUGACCCGGCUCCGACAUGACGAGAUCAUCACACUGCUGAAGAACGUGGGCGAACGCGUGGUGCUGGAGGUGGAGUAUGAGCUGCCCCCGCCCGCUCCCGAAAACAACCCGAGGAUCAUUUCUAAGACGGUGGAUGUCUCCCUCUACAAGGAAGGCAAUAGCUUUGGCUUUGUCCUCAGAGGAGGUGCCCAUGAGGACCUGCACAAAUCCCGCCCAUUGGUCCUGACUUACGUGCGGCCUGGUGGCCCAGCAGACAGGGAGGGCUCCUUGAAGGUGGGUGACAGGCUGCUCAGCAUAGAUGGGAUCCCACUGCAUGGGGCCAGCCAUGCUACCGCAAUAGCCACCCUGCAGCAGUGCAGCCAUGAGGCCCUUUUCCAAGUGGAGUACGAUGUGGCCACCCCAGACACUGUGGCCAAUGCUUCAGGUCCAUUGGUGGUAGAAAUAGCCAAGACCCCAGGAUCUGCACUGGGAAUCUCUCUCACCACUGGCUCGCACCGGAACAAACCUGCUAUCACCAUCGACCGCAUCAAGCCGGCCAGCGUGGUGGACAGGAGUGGUGCCCUGCAUGCUGGAGAUCACAUCCUGGCCAUCGAUGGCACCAGCACAGAACACUGCUCACUGGUGGAGGCCACCAAGCUCCUGGCCAGUGUGACUGAGAAAGUACGGCUGGAGAUCUUGCCUGCACCCCAGAGUCGUCGGCCUCUGAAGCCCCCAGAGGCAGUGAGGGUACAGAGGAGCGAGCAACUACACCGCUGGGACCCAUGUGGCUCCACUUGCCACAGCCCAAGGCCAAGCCACUGCAGGGCCCCCACCUGGGCACCCGGAAGCCAGGACCAGAGCCGAUCCUUGUCCUCAACUCCCUUCUCCUCACCAACUGUGAACCCCGCCUUUCCCUGUGCCAACGCCAGCACCCUGCCCCGAGGACCCAUGAGCCCCAGGACAACAGCAGGGCGGAGGAGGCAGCGAAGGAAAGAACACAGGAGCUCUUUGUCACUGGCCUCCAGCACGGUAGGGCCAGGCGGGCAGAUUGUUCAUACGGAGACCACGGAAGUUGUGCUCUGUGGAGACCCCCUCAGUGGCUUUGGCCUCCAGCUCCAGGGAGGCAUCUUUGCCACCGAGACCCUGUCCUCUCCACCAUUGGUGCGCUUUAUUGAACCUGACAGCCCCGCUGAGAGGUGUGGUCUGCUGCAGGUGGGGGACCGUGUCCUAGCCAUCAAUGGCAUUGCCACUGAGGAUGGAACUAUGGAAGAGGCCAACCAACUGCUGCGGGAUGCAGCUCUGGCCCGCAAAGUUGUUUUGGAGAUCGAGUUUGAUGUGGCAGAGUCUGUCAUCCCAAGCAGUGGGACCUUCCAUGUGAAGUUACCCAAGAGGCGUGGCGUGGAGCUGGGCAUUACCAUCAGCUCGGCCAGCAGAAAGCGAGGGGAACCUCUGAUCAUCUCCGACAUCAAGAAAGGCAGCGUGGCGCACAGGACUGGCACCCUCGAGCCAGGCGACAAGCUGCUGGCCAUUGACAAUAUCCGCCUGGACCACUGUCCCAUGGAGGACGCUGUGCAGAUCCUACGCCAGUGCGAGGAUGUGGUCAAGCUGAAGAUCCGGAAAGAUGAGGACAACUCAGAUGAGCAGGAGAGCACAGGCGCUGUCAGCUACACGGUGGAGCUGAAGCGCUAUGGUGGACCCCUGGGCAUUACCAUCUCUGGCACUGAGGAACCUUUUGACCCCAUCAUCAUCUCUGGCCUCACAAAGCGUGGCCUGGCUGAAAGGACUGGCGCCAUUCACGUGGGGGACCGUAUCCUGGCCAUCAACAGUGUGAGCCUCAAGGGCCGGCCCCUGAGCGAGGCCAUCCACCUUCUGCAGGUGGCAGGGGAGACUGUCACACUGAAGAUCAAGAAGCAACUAGACCGUCCCUUCCUCCCCCGCCAGUCAGGCAGCCUCAGUGAGGCCAGUGAUGUGGAUGAGGACCCUCCCGAGGCCCUCAAGGGAGGCUCACUGACAGCCCGCUUCUCACCUGCUGUACCCAGUGUGGACAGUGCUGUGGAGUCCUGGGGCAGCUCUGCCACAGAGGGUGGCUUUGGGGGCCCAGGCUCCUACACUCCACAGGUGGCAGUUCGGAGUGUGACUCCCCAGGAGUGGCGUUCCAGCAGACUGAAGAGCAGCCCCCCACCCAUUGAGUCCCGGAGGACAAGUUACACACCUGGCCCUGCUGAUGAGAGCUUCCCAGAGGAGGAGGAGGGGGACUGGGAUCCACCUAUGAGCCCAGCCCCUGGCCCCGCCCGAGAGGAGGGCUUCUGGAGAGUGUUUGGAGAGGCCCUUGAAGACCUGGAGUCCUGUGGUCAGUCGGAACUACUAAGGGAGCUGGAGGCUUCCAUCAUGACAGGCACUGUACAGACUGUGGCUGUGGAUGGCAGGCCUGGCCCUCGGCCCUGGCGCCGGAGCCGGGAGAUCCGAACAUCCUCUGAAGACCUGCAGGAGCUGCUGUUGCCAACGCCUCUGGAGAUGCACAGGGUGACCCUGCACAAGGAUCCAGUGCGGAAUGACUUUGGCUUCAGUGUCUCGGAUGGCCUCCUGGAGAAGGGUGUCUAUGUCCACACUGUGCGCACUGAUGGGCCAGCCCAUCAUGGAGGCCUGAAGCCCUUUGAUAGGCUUCUGCAGGUCAACCAUGUUCGCACUCGGGACUUCGACUGCUGUCUGGCGGUUCCUCUCCUGGCAGAGGCUGGGGACAUCCUGGAGCUGGUCAUCAGCCGUAACCCACUGGCACAGAGCCGCCGGACACCACGGACACCAGGCCCCAGCAGUCCCCAGAUGCUCUGA
Messenger RNA from Cricetulus griseus (Chinese hamster), 3117 nucleotides. The record is from RefSeq and is a predicted model, not a curated record. Lineage: Eukaryota; Metazoa; Chordata; Mammalia; Rodentia; Cricetidae.